This is a messenger RNA of Neopelma chrysocephalum (saffron-crested tyrant-manakin), 8241 nucleotides long. It is a transcript of the gene CACNA2D1, whose product is annotated as calcium voltage-gated channel auxiliary subunit alpha2delta 1. Gene Ontology annotation, molecular function: voltage-gated calcium channel activity. The coding region runs from base 510 to 3758 and encodes 1082 amino acids. The record is from RefSeq and is a predicted model, not a curated record. The transcript is spliced from 38 exons. Gene Ontology annotation, cellular component: L-type voltage-gated calcium channel complex. Lineage: Eukaryota; Metazoa; Chordata; Aves; Passeriformes; Pipridae.
AGCAAGCUGCCCGUCUCCCAACUCUCUCCCCUUCUUCCCUCCUCUCCUUUCAGGAGCCGCCACCCCGCCUGCCUCUCUCCACCUCCUCCUCCUCUUUCUGCUCUGCAAUCAGGGGAAUAAAUCAGGGACGGACGCUCACACACACACGCGGAGUAGGAUCUGUUACAAAAGUAGCGCUGAUGGCGGCGGAUCAGACGAAGCUGGAGCUGCUGCUGGAGUAGCAGAGAGUGGAGUAUCUUUCGCUCUCUCCCUUUUCUCUAUUUCGUCUCGUUCCCCACUCCACCCACAGAUCUCCAUCGUUUCUCCUCCUCCUCCCCACCCUCGGCCGCGCUCUCGCUUCUCCGCGCAUCUUUGGGCUGCGCCUCCUGCGAGGGGGCGGGUGGGGGGGGGAGCGGAGGAGGCUUUAAAGAACGACGGCCCCCCCGCACCGCCACACACACGAUAAUUGAAUUUAUUAUUAUUGCCGUCUCGCCGACUUGGGAAAGGGGGAUCGAUCUUCGAUCAGGAAGAUGGCUGCUGGCUGGCUGCUGGUCUUUAGCCUGACACUUUUCCAGUCCCUGGUGAUGAACCACUCCUCGGAGGGACCGUUCCCCUCGGCCACCACGAUAAAAUCAUGGGUAGAUAAGAUGCAAGAAGAUCUUGUAACACUGGCACGAACCGCAAGCGGAGUGGAACAGCUUGCUAAGAUUUAUAAGGAUAACAAAGCUUUGUAUGAUGUAGAGGCAAACAACCCUCGUCAGCUAGUGGAAAUUGCAGCCAGAGACAUUGAAAAACUUCUAAGUAACAGGUCUAAAGCCUUGGUGCGUCUUGCUAAAGAAGCAGAGAAGUACCAAGCAUCACAUCAGUGGAGGGAUGAGUUUGGGAAUAAUGAUAUAAUCUAUUACAAUGCAAAAGAUGAUCAGAAUGAUCCUGAAAAGAAUGACACUGAAUCUGGCAGCCAGAGAAUCAGACCGGUAUUUGAAGAUGAUCCUGUUUUCCGACGGCAAACGUCUUACCAACAUGCAGCAGUCCACAUACCAACAGAUAUUUAUGAAGGCUCAACCAUAGUGUUAAAUGAACUCAACUGGACAGCAGCGUUGGAUGAUGUGUUCAAGAGGAACAGAGAAGAAGACCCCACUUUAUUAUGGCAGGUUUUUGGUAGUGCAACUGGCCUCGCAAGGUAUUACCCAGCUUCCCCAUGGGUAGAUAAAAGCCGAACUCCUAACAAAAUAGAUCUGUAUGAUGUACGCAGAAGACCAUGGUAUAUUCAAGGAGCUGCAUCUCCCAAAGACAUGCUUAUUUUAGUUGAUGCGAGUGGGAGUGUCAGUGGAUUGACACUGAAGCUGAUCCGCACCUCGGUCAUUGAGAUGUUAGAGACGUUGUCUGACGAUGACUUUGUGAAUGUAGUUUCAUUUAAUAAUAAUGCUCAGAACGUCAGUUGCUUUAAUCAUCUUGUCCAAGCUAAUGUGAGGAACAAGAAGAAACUGAAAGAAGCUGUGUAUAAAAUUUCUGCUAAAGGAAUUACAGAUUACAAAAAAGGCUUUAGCUACGCUUUUGAACAGCUGCUAAAUCACAGUGUCUCCAGAGCUAACUGCAAUAAGAUUAUUAUGUUGUUUACGGAUGGUGGUGAAGAAAGAGCACAAGAAAUUUUUCAUAAAUAUAAUGAAGACAAAAAAGUACGUGUAUUCACAUUUUCUGUUGGUCAACAUAAUUACGACAAAGGACCCAUACAGUGGAUGGCCUGUGAAAAUAAAGGUUAUUAUUAUGAAAUUCCAUCUAUUGGAGCCAUAAGAAUAAACACCCAGGAAUAUCUGGAUGUUUUGGGAAGACCGAUGGUUUUAGCUGGAGAGAAGGCCAAACAAGUCCAAUGGACAAAUGUCUAUCUGGAUGCUCUGGAGCUGGGCCUUGUGAUUACAGGAACUCUACCCGUCUUCAAUCUAACAAGGGAACAAAAUGGGAAAAUUAAUCAACUGAUUCUUGGAGUAAUGGGGGUCGAUGUCUCUUUGGAGGACAUAAAAAAACUGACACCCCGAUUUACGCUUUGUCCAAACGGUUACUAUUUUGCCAUUGAUCCUAAUGGGUAUGUGCUUCUGCAUCCAAAUCUCCAACCAAAGAAUCCUAAAUCCCAGGAGCCUGUUACUCUGGAUUUUCUAGAUGCUGAAUUGGAAAAUGAUAUUAAAGUUGAGAUUCGGAAAAAAAUGAUAGAUGGAGAAAGUGGAGAAAAAACUUUUGAAACACUGGUCAAGUCCCAAGAUGAGAGGUAUAUUGAUAAAGGAAACAGAACAUAUACUUGGACUGCUGUGAAUGGCACUGAUUACAGCUUGGCAUUGGUGUUACCAUCAUACAGCUUUUAUUAUAUUAAAGCCAAAAUAGAAGAACCAAUAACUCAAGCCAAAUUUACAGAAACACUGAAGCUUGAUCAUUUUGAUGAAGCUGGCUAUACGUUUAUAGCACCAAGAGAAUACUGUAAUGAUGUAAAAAAAUCAGAAAACAACACUGAAUUUCUAUUAAAUUUCAAUGAAUUUAUUGACAGAAAUACUCCAAACAGUUCAUCAUGUAAUACCGACAUGGUCAUUAGAGUUUUGCUCGAUGCAGGAUUUACGAAUGAACUUGCCCAACAUUAUUGGAGUAAACUAUCUCUUGAUGGAGUUGUUGCACAAUUUGUUGUUACAGACGGUGGAAUUACUAGAGUAUUCCCCAAAAGGGCAGGAGAAGACUGGUUGGAAAAUGCUGAAACUUAUGAAGUCAGCUUCUAUAAAAGGAGUUUAGAUAAUAACAACUAUAUUUUCACAGCUCCAUACUACAACAAAAGUGGUGCCAAUAGCUAUGAAUCAGGUAUUAUGGUAAGCAAGGCUGUGGAAAUAGACAUUAAUGGAAAACAUCUGAAGCCAGCAGUUGUUGGAAUAAAAAUUGAUGCAACCAGCUGGAUGGAAAAUUUCACAAAAACCACAAUCAAGAGCCUGUGCAACAGUGAAAUCUGUGGCUGUGAGAGAAAUAGCAUGCAUGUGGACUGUGUUAUCCUUGACGAUGGUGGAUUUCUUUUGAUGUCAAAUCGAGAUGAAUAUACACAACAGAUUGGAAGAUUCUUUGGUGAGAUUGAUCCUGGCCUGAUGCGAAACCUGAUUAACAUGUCCCUAUAUGCCUUCAACAAGUCAUAUGACUACCAAUCAGUCUGUGAUCCCGAAGAAGAACCAAAGCAAGGAGCUGGACUUCGUUCUGCUUAUGUGCCUACGAUAACAGAUAUUUUGCAACUAGGAUGGUGGGCUUCAGCAGCUGCCUGGUCUAUCUUACAGCAGCUGUUUUUGAGCUUGACUUUUCCACGGUUCCUUGAAGCAGCUGAUAUGGAAGAUGAUGAUUUCGGUGCUGCUCUGCCUAAAACAAGCUGCAUCACUGAGCAAACUCAGUAUUUCUUCGAAAACGAUGAUAAAUCCUUUGGUGGGAUUGUAGACUGUAUAAACUGCUCCAGACUUUAUCAUGCAGAGAAGAUUUCAAACACCAAUCUAGUAUUCAUUAUUAGUGACAGCCAACUGCUGUGCCGCUCCUGUGACCCAAAGCCACUGAUGCAAGCAGAGAAGCCGGAUGAGGGGCCAAAUCCUUGUGAAAUGGUCAAACAACCUCGAUACAGAAAGGGUCCCGAUGUCUGCUUUGAUGAAGCCAAACAGGAAGAUUCAGCUGACUGCGGUGGUGCCUCUGGUCUGAGUCCAUCACUGUGGUCCAUGGUAGGAAUUCAGCUGGUCCUGCUUUGGCUGUUAUCUGGCAGCAGACACUGCCAGUUAUGACCUUGCUAAACCAAAACCUGCAUAACUUAAUCAAGAGCCGGCCAAAACGAUAGCCUCAGUUUCAUUUUAGAAGGGGUCAGCUAUUCAGACAGCAGCAGAACAGCAGUGCUCAUGUCUGGUGAUCAGUCGUUGUGAGACUCAUAAAGGCGCCCACGGUGGCUGCAUGUUGGAGUGUCGGAUCCUUAAACGUGUGUGAAUGCUGCAUCAUCUAUGCCAUUCGAGCAGACUUCUGUAUGUGCUCCAUUGGGGAAAUCUAAAUUAUUUUUUGUUUGUUUGUUUGUUGUUGUAAUCUUGAUGACUUCAUGUAAAAGGGCUCCCCUAAUAAUAGCUUACGUUUAUGAUUUUCAUUUCUUUUGAGCUUUGGAUAUCUUGAAGAUUUAUAUUCUUUUACAUGAACAGUUAUUUAAAAACAAAAAAAAAAAAAGAAAAAGGAAAAAAAAAAGAAAAUGUUGUCCCCAGUAUAUGUUACUAGCACCAUGAUGGCUGCUUUGAACAUCAGUUUUGUCCAAACUAGUUGAGUAAAAUGAAAAUAUUGGCCAGUUUUCCUUAGAAGUUCAGCAUGAUUGGAAUGUUUCAUGAUGAGCGGUUUAUUCUUCCGAAAUGAAUCAUGCAGCCAACUAAGUUUUGGUAGGUUGAUAAAUUGUAUGUAGGAAGGAAAGAAGGGAGGGAAGAAGAAAGGAAGAAGAAAGGAAGAAAAGGAGAAAACUACUGUGUUUCAAAAUACAAAGGUGCUGGAGAGUUUAACUAAAAAGUUAUUUUCAUUUUAAACUUGGUGUCAUCUUCUGUCAGAAAAAAUGUUAAUUUCAACAUAACACUCACCUCUUUUUCACAAUGCAGUUACAUAUAAAGCUAGUAGAAUCAUUCAAAGGCUGAAACAAAAAUGCUUGUGAAUAAAAAAUGUCUUUGUGAUAUUUGAACGUUGGUUUCCAAGGGUAUUUUGCAUGAUGAUGAUGCUAUGUUAUUGUUUUCAGUUUGUUUUCUUUGAUGGUAGAGUAUAGUUCACUGAAAAGGUAACUGAGUGAUUCUUUUAUUGUGUGAGAAACUGAACAUUGCAAUGUGUUGCAAUCAAAUCAUAUUAAAUUAUAUUAUGAAACAGAGCUCUGAAUAUACUGUGCAAUGAAAAAGCUGAGAAAAUAGGGUAAAUAUAGCUAUUGUAACAAAAGGGUUGAGUUGGAUUUUUUACGGAAUAGUGAUCUCACAUGAAAAUCUGUGUACAGAUAUUUUAAGUAUAUAAAAAUGAGAUUUAACGCAUUUAUUUUUGGAAGUAUAUGUUCUCUAAAGUUCAUAUCAGGUUCCCCCUUUGUUUCCUUCAUAUAAACCCCCCCUAAUAUUAAAACAACUGCUGUUGCUAUUUAUUACUGAAAAUAGCAUAUUUAACAGCAAAAUGUCCUGGUUGCUGUGAUUACAAAAAAUAUAAACAAAAGGGGAGCCUUGAAUCUAUAUGUAUGCAAAUUGAUACUUGAUUGUGAAUAAUAACUUUAGAAGUUGUUUUUAUACAACCUCAUUGGUGAUACAGGUUGGUGCAGUAAAUUACAAUAUUACAGUGUAGCAUAGUGUUGAUGCAAAAUAUGUUUUGCGCUUUUUUUUUCUAAGUUUUCAAAACUAAACAGUAUUGCAAGACAGCUAAACCAAUGAAUGUGCAACUCUGCUGGUAUUGUACAGUUCUGCUAACAACUGCAAUAUGCAAAUAUUAACAUGGCACAAUACACUAGCUCUUUAAAAAAAUUAUAGAAUGCAAAGCAUUGGUAUGUAUAUGCUGGCAAUUGAUUGAUAUAAUUUUGAUCAUGCCAAAAGCUUAAAAAAAUGAUUGGACAUGCAUUAAUAUCCUAUGAAAACUGAAGAAGCUCCUCAAAGCUGUGGCAUGGCUUGAAAGAUCAGACGUCUACUGUACUUGUACUCAUGGCUGGUUCAUUGUUUCUCAUGUACCUUGGCUCCAGCUGUGUAUUUUCUCAUGUUUGGGAACACAGUGAGUGAGGAAAAAUAAAUCCUGACCUUUUAUUCAGUGAUCAAAUUUAGCUUUUUAAAAAGAAUAUCUCCAAUAAUUUCAUGGAUGACUUCAAGUCCUCCUCAGGGAAGGUGAGCUAAUGUUGAUAAUAUGGGUGAAGAUAAACUUGGAGCUCUUCUUUUCAGUCGUAUUGCUGUACUUCUCUUCACCCUGUCACCAGUUACCACCUGAUGGAAAAAUUGGUUUAAGUGUUUUUAAUGCCAAGACUGCAUCCUGUAUUUUUCCUUGACGUGGUCAAUUCACAUUUUAUGGGAAGAACACGUUUUGUAGGAAUAGGCCAAUACUUACUGCAUUCAUAGCUCUUACUCUAAGGUUACUUAAAAUACACAUUUGUUUGCAUUUUGCUCUUUUAAUUUCUUGAAAGAUUGUUGGUAUAUUAAGUUCUCUAUAGUUUUCAUUUAGCUUCCCAAAAGAAACCCUUCAUGGACAAGUUACACUAUUUAACAUUGGCAAGGGUUGUGCUGGCAAGGCAUAUUUGAAGUUACUUAUUAAACUUUUUAUUAAAAUCUGUAGGCAUAAAGAGAGAAGGCACAAACUAAUGCUGUCACAAAAAAACGUCUGUGGGUCUUGCUCUCAACCCACUUCCAUUAAAUUACUCAAAUGCAAAAGGAGGGAGAAGCCCUUGCCAUGCAGACACAUAGCCCUCUUGGGUGAUCCAAAGAGGAAAAUGUCCUUUGUUCCUCUCCUCUGUCCCUCUAUACCUGGAGAAUAAUGUUUGUUAUAAACACUUAGCCUUCCAGUCACAAUACCCAUCUGAUUAAAAAUUCAGGAUCUGGCUCUCUGUCCCCAUAGAACUCAAUACUUUAAAAAAUAUUGGUUUAAAUACUUUAAAAUGUUAUAUUAGAAUAUCCAAGUGAUGGUCAAGAUUUUUUUAAAAUACACUACUCUGAUAUCUUCAAAUUGCAAAACACAGAUAGAAAAUGCAAUGUGAACUUUGGCUAUCACAAAAUGUGAACACCAGUCGAUAGAAAUAACUCACAUAAAUAAAUACAAAUUCUCAUGCAGAAGGGUGUCCUUACUCUUACGUAACGCAUCAUAGUUGUCUUGCCUUUGAAAGAAGAAACUUGAUCUUAGGCUUUAAAUUGAGAUAUUUUCAAAUUACAAUAUAUUGUAAAAAAUUAUAAGCCAGAUAAAAAGCUCUGUUGAUGUUUGCUCAAAUCCUUUAAAUGGCAUUAAGGGAACUGUUGGGAUUAGUUCUGUUUACACAGAAGUCAUGCAGCGUAUUGUAUGUCUGAAAAAUAACCACCAUUAAAGUUGUUACAGCAUGGUACUGUGCAAAACAUGAUUUGAGGACUUAACAUGAAAGGUUUCUUUUUUAGUUUUUCAUUUAAACAACCAGCAUUACUGCCAAAACACUGACCGUGGUCCAUAUUUGUAACAGGUUUUUAACAUAACAUAGCAGGUUUGAUUGACAAGAUUUUUAGGUCCUGUACCUUUAAGAUUUUAGUAUGAACUUUUUCAUGUUUCUAAUGCUUGAGGCUUUACUGCUUAACUUGACAAAAACAACAAUGUUGCUGCCAUUUGUAAGUUUUCCUACAAUAUUCCUUUUACUAACUUAAAAACUGGCCUUACUGGUUUCAAAUAGGCAGUAUCCCUUUUAAGUGACCUUCGCAACCCAAGUGUUACUUGCUGUGGUUGAGAGUGUUUUGGUGUCACUGAAGAGACAUUAAGACCUUUUGUUCCCAUUAACAUAUAAGCUCAGAAAACUUGCUUCGUAAGAAUUCCAAAACACCACCUCAGUCCCAUUGAACCUUAAAAUUUAAAACACUGGUUAUUAAGAAAUAUAUUAAUGCCUACAAGGCACUGCAAUGCACUCUGGUGUUUUUGGAAUGUUGACUGAACAUGAAAUCUUAAUAACUCCUUCCUUAGGAUAAAUUUUACCCUAUCUUCAUCAGACAUUCAAGCCUUUAGAAAAGGCCAGAUUUAUUAUUAUUUUGUUCAUACCACAAUGUUAAUAUUGUUAAUACUCAUUGUACACUACUGUAAAAUAUUAAAACAAAGUGUCUGAAAACAAUUCAAGAGUUUUGAAAAGUUAGCCUCACCCUCUUCCCAGCUACUUGCAUCUCUCCUGUUUAUGAUUUAAAAGGAAAACAUCAUCUUGAAGAUAUAUUUCACUGAGGCUAAAGGGAUACUGUCUUGUUCAGACGCCAUGAAAUUGCGAUUGUGAUCUGACAAAGCUGUCUUCUCUUCUUGUGUUGUAUGGAAUGUCUGGAUCAUGCUUUCUGGGAUAUUUUUAUUGAAAUGCUCAGUGUGCGUUUCUGCAGAAAAAGACUUGGUUGCUCUUACAAGGCAAGCAGGUCUUUCUCCGUUUUCUUGUGUUCUCUUGACACUUUUGUGGAACUUGACAAGCCUGGAAAAAUAAUUUUUUGUAAAAAUUUGUACAAUAAUGAUAUAAAAAGUUUAUAAUCCUAGAACUGUUGUGUUAAUUAUUGUGCAAAAACAGUAUAUUCAGAAUAAAAGUUUAUCAUUUAAAGUCAA